Molecule: messenger RNA, 3031 nt
Organism: Chanos chanos (milkfish)
Lineage: Eukaryota; Metazoa; Chordata; Actinopteri; Gonorynchiformes; Chanidae
Gene: ints4
Product: integrator complex subunit 4
Exons: 23
Coding region: 38-2968 (976 amino acids)
Biological process (GO): snRNA processing
Cellular component (GO): integrator complex
Source: RefSeq, a predicted model, not a curated record
CACACCAAAAAGCUAUCCGGUGUCCAUCGAUGUAACAAUGGCCGCACACCUGAAGAAACGAGUUUAUGAAGAAUUUUCCAAAGUUGUUCAGGCCCCUCAGGAGGAGGUUCCUGCCAAGAAGCUUCGUCUGACCAAACCCAGCAAGUCUGCCGCUCUGCACAUUGAUCUGUGCAAAGCCACUAAUCCCACUGACGCCCUGCAGUACCUCCUCCAGUUCGCCCGGAAACCUGUGGAGGCUGAGAGCGUGGAGGGAGUGAUCCGAAUCCUACUCGAACACUAUUACAAGGAGUCAGAUAGUUCAGUCAGACUGAAGAUCGCCUCUCUGCUGGGCCUGCUGUCCAAAACGUCAGGCUUCUCUCCAGACUGCAUCGUGGAUGAUGUCUGUAGCACUCUGAAUACUGAGAAGUCCCACCAGGUCCUGGCCCAGUUGCUUGACACACUGCUGGUCAUCGGCACUCAGCUCCUCGGCAGUGUGUCCGUCACUCAGAGACUGAUAGAGGAGGCGUGCAAGCACCUGUCUGACACCUAUUUUGGGGUGAGGAACAAGUGUUUACAGUUGCUGGGUUGUUUGGGAACGGUGGAUAAACCCCUGACUAAAGACAGUGAGCCGGUGGCUGGGAGCUCAGGGCUGUUCUGCAGAGAUGUCCAGAGUGUGAUCAGUGAUUACUUUGGUGACCAGGACCCCAGGGUCCGGGCAGCUGCCAUUAAAGCCAUGCUCCAGCUCCAUGAAAGAGGGAUGAAGCUUCAGCAGGCCAUAUACACUCAGGCCUGUAAACUGCUGGGUGAUGACUAUGAGCAUGUUCGUUCUGCAGCUGUGCUGAUGGUAUGGGUGCUGAGUCAGCUCUACCCAGAGAGUAUUGUCCCCAUCCCCUCAUCCAAUGAGGAGAUUCGGUUGGUGGACGACUCGUUUGGAAAGAUCUGUCACAUGGUCAGUGAUGGCUCAUGGGUUGUCAGAGUCCAAGCUGCCAAACUGCUGGGCUCCAUGCACCAAGUGAGCUCUCACUUCCUUGAACAGACGCUGGACAAGAAACUGAUGUCAGAUCUCAGGAGGAAACGCACUGCUCAUGAACGAGCAAAAGAGCUGUACGCUUCCGGAGAAUUCUCCUCAGGUCGCAGGUGGGCAGAUGACGCCCCUAAAGAGAAGGUGGACACAUCGGGAGUGAACCUGAUCGACUCUGGGGCCUGUGGCGCGUUUGUGCAUGGUCUUGAGGAUGAAAUGUACGAGGUGCGGAUCGCUGCUGUGGAAGCGCUGUGUUCUCUAGCCAUGUCCUCCCCCGCGUUUGCAGAGAAGUGUCUGGACUUCUUAGUGGACAUGUUUAAUGAUGAAAUAGAGGAGGUCAGGCUGCGCUCCAUCCACCUCCUUAGACACAUCUCAACACACAUCACACUCAGAGAGGACCAGCUGGACACUGUGCUCGCUGUGCUGGAGGAUUCAUCACGGGACAUUCGUGAGGCCUUGCAUGAGCUCCUUUGCUACACCAACGUAUCCACUAAAGAGUGUAUUCAACUGGCCUUACUGGAGCUGCUCAAGAACCUGGCUAAAUACCCCACGGACUGCAACUCUGUCUGGAAGUGUUUGAAGUUCCUCGGUUCUCGUCACCCUACUCUGGUUCUUCCCCUUGUCCCUGAGCUGCUGAGUACUCAUCCGUAUUUCGACACUCCAGAGCCAGACAUGGACGACCCAGCGUACAUUGCAGUGCUUGUCCUGGUCUUUAACGCUGCCAAAUCCUGCCCCACCAUGCCUGCUCUGUUCUCAGACCACACCUUCCGCCACUACGCCUAUCUGAGAGACAGUCUGUCCCACCUGGUGCCCCAGCUCAGGUUGCCAGGCAGAAAAUUGACGGCAGGUCUGGGAUCGGAGCAGUCAGACUUGCCGUCCAGCAGCGUGGAGUCCGCCCAGCAGUUCCUGCAGGAGAGUCUGGCUCGAGUGGGCACGCUACAGAAUCUGGACUCACCUGGAGCUCAGGACUUACUGGACUUCACCAUCAGGGACCUGCAGAGGCUGGGGGAACUGCAGCCUGAACUGGCCGGCUCAGCUGACUUCUCCGCCACAUACCUCCACUGCCAGCUCCUGCUCAUGAAGGCCCUGCAGGAGAAACUUUGGAACAUGGCAGUACCCCUCUGCCUAAAGCAGAAUGCUAUGGCCUCAGCUGCUGCCAAACAGAUUCUGGAGGAGACGUAUAAACUGGAAUUCCUGUACAGUGGUCUUGAGACACGACAGGUGGCCACCAUUCACAACGUCCGUCUGCAGGCCAAGGCAUUACGUCUCAUCUUGACCACACGCACAAAACGCGGGGAUGAGCCUCUCAUUAAUGUCUGUGAGAGGUUCCUGCAGGAGGUGGAAACCUUCCAGAGGCUCUUUGUGACUGAGUUGACACACUUCCAGGACAGCUUUGUGGAGAAACUUCUAGAACUGAUGCCCAGACUUGUCACCUGCAAACCUUUGGACCUGGUCAAAAUUCUUCAGACCACACUGAGACAGAGCAGUUUUAUACACCUCAAACUCCCAGAGCAGAUCCACAGAGCUUCUGCUACCAUAAUAGAGCCAACUGGGGAGUCAGACAACCCACUGCGCUUCACCUCUGGCUUGGUGGUGGCGCUGGACAUUGACGCAACUCUGGAACACGUCCAGGACCCACAAACCACAGUCAAAGUGCAGGUCCUGUACCCUGACGGCCAAACCCACAUCAUUCACCCGAAACCAGGAGACUUCCGAACCCCAGGCCCUGGAAGAGUAAGGCUCAUCACCCAGGUGUACCUUUCCCACUCAGCCUGGACAGACCCCUGUCAGAUUGAAGUGAGGUUGCUGCUAGCUUACAGCUCUGGUGCCAAUAAGCUAUCUACACCCAAACCUGCAUGGAAUGAGAGCAUGGAAGGUUUCCCGCCAACAGAGAGCUCUACUGAGGGAACCAUCCACCUGAGCAAGCCCGUGAAAGUGUACAUCAUGCCCAAACCAGCGCGCCGUUAACCAAACAGAACACACACACUCACACAAAGUUAACGUCAAACAUAUGCUACAGCUGGACUCCUG